Messenger RNA from Kockovaella imperatae, 1905 nucleotides. RefSeq names its product peptidase family C78-domain-containing protein. The transcript is spliced from 7 exons. NCBI's taxonomy places the organism in Eukaryota, Fungi, Basidiomycota, Tremellomycetes, Tremellales, Cuniculitremaceae. The coding region runs from base 1 to 1905 and encodes 634 amino acids. The record is from RefSeq and is a predicted model, not a curated record.
AUGCCAGACUGCCCGGUAUGCUCAGAAUCUAUCGACGCAGAUGAAGCUGCCUUUUCGCACCAUGUGAAUGGUCAUUUCGAGGAUCGCUCAAAGUGCAUUGCACCGAGCAAGCUGGACGACCACUUUACAAGUGAUGCACAAGACGAAGAACUUGCGACCUGUCCUAUCUGUGAUUUUCCAUUCUCAGGCAUCCCCAUAACAGACAGACAAGCCCAUGUCAAUCAUUGUGCGGAUGGCGACCAUGCAUCUAAGAUCCAAGUCACUGGCCAGCCGCCUGCGCGAAUACGAGGUUUUGAUCCUAUCGCCACUACAGUGUCUGAAGGGGGCAGCAGUGAGGAUCUCGAAGCGGAUUUCGAUUAUACACCUGAGAACAUCAAGCGGAAUGGUCAAGCGGCGGAUGAUGAGAAUAUAGGGGAGGAAGAUUCGGAUUGGAUAAGAAUAGGUUGGAAUGGUCCUGCUAAACCUGGAGGAUGGCAUGAUUGGGUACAUCGGAAGCGGGAACGAGGAGACAAGUGGUGGGAUCCAACCCCUCCCAACCUCGAUCUCGACGCUAUACCACCCAACUUUUGCCCAUCUCUGAUUCCCGUCCUGCAUCACCUGUUGACACUCUCCUCGGCGAAAAACAUGACUCGUCAUGCUGUUCUUGCGAGCCCUACGACAUUGAUCAAAGGCGUGCUAGGUUAUGACAUGGGAUGGGGAUGUGGAUAUAGGAACACCGAGAUGGUCAUCACAGCGUUGUUGGAUUUCCCGUUCAGACCGGAAUAUAGGACUGUCUUUGACGCUGAAAAGAACGGCUCCGAACCCUGCGUGAGAAGGACACAGGGCUGGAUAGAGGAAGCGUGGAGUGAAGGAUUCGAUCCAGAGGGGAGAGCUCAUUUCAAAGGCAAACUAUUGGGAAGCAGCAAAUGGAUCGGACCGACAGAUAUCUAUGCCAUGUUUUCCUACAAGGGCAUUCCCUGCCAGCUCUACGAUUUUCCAAAACCUCAAGGGGGUCGAGGCACCCCACGGACAGCUCAUAUAGCCCUACAGCAGUGGGUGAGGAAAUACUUUACUGAAGAAGAUCAAGCGAGUGGAGGAGGACACAGCGACCAAUCCGCAUACGACCAAAUCAUGAGAACGAGUCAGAAUGGCUUGGGUAGAGGCAGUCCAGUGAGGUUGACCUCGAAACUGCCUUUGAUCCUGCAACACUCUGGACACUCGCGGACUAUCGUAGGGUACGAAGAGAUCUCUCAAGGCAAUAUCAACCUUCUUCUCUUCGAUCCUGGUCGAUCCAUGUCGAAAGAGCUCCGGAAAGCGGGGUUGGAACAAUUGCAAGUAGAUCAUCAUCGACAUUCAUCGAGCGGGUUGGGUCUAUCUCGUACCGAGUCUCCAUCGAUUCGUCGGCAAGUCCAUGCGUCUGGAUCUCGAAAUACUCUACGCAGAUCGAGCGACACUCGUCAUUCGCACGAAGCAAUGGUGUUUUCGCCUCCGUACACCAACGGCGCGUCGGAGUUUGUAAAGGUUGAUGCGCCCUCACCAGAAGACAGUGAUGAGGACAUCGAAGCGAGCGUAUCGGCGAAUGAUCCAACACCAGCAGAUGGGAGGCAUGGCGAUUCUAACGAUAGUUUUGAGCAUGAGCUCGAACCUGCCGAUAGGAUCCGAGACGAUGAGCAAGUCAGCAAAGGUGGAUGGGUCAGAAAGAAAGCCAAGGCGAUGGCUCCGUUUGCGCUCGUCAGAGAUUCUUCCAAGCCAUUAUGGGAGGAUGGACCGGGUGGAUUGAGCAAGGCCCUAGGGUAUUUUCGGGUAAAUUUGAGCAAGUUGAGCUCGCAUACAGAGUAUCAAGUGUUGGCGUUCACAGGUGGACCCCUGCUGUCCAGCAGAGAAAGGAAUGAGAGGAAGCGAGUGGUCAGUCAAGUCAUACGGUGA